AUGGCGGACAAGGUUUCUCGGACUAGUACUUUGUCUGGGGCAAAACCCGUUCCCAUGAAGCUGUUUGCUUCAUGGGAAAUUGAAAAAACAUCUCCGAAUUGCGUUCCACGGUUAUGCACUCUGACACUGACGAGACUUGUUGUCCAGAAGCCAUUAGAAAAUGAUCUGACUUCCAUAACAGUUGCUGUGAAGAUGCAGAGCUCAAAACGAAUUCUACGAUCUAACGAAAUUCUUGUUCCUCCAAAUGGUUUGGUUGAUACAGAACUGGAGUUAUCGUUUUCAUUACAAUAUCCUCAUUUUAUUAAGCGUGAUGGAAAUAGACUGCAAGUGAUGCUUCAGAGAAGAAAAAAGUAUAAAAACAGAACAAUACUUGGUUUUAAAACUCUGGCUAUAGGUCAGGUUAACAUGUCCCAUGUGCUGCAGAGAUCUGUUGACAAAAACCUCAAUCUGUUCAGUGAUCUGAAGGAACACACAAACCUGGUGGCUCAUGUCACGGUGCUCAGUCUCUCUAGUCAGCCAGUCGAUCACGAAGACAAUGGAAAUAGAAAACCGGGCUCUUCCGAUAUAGAUCGGUCGCCCGAUGUCGAUAUAGAGAGUGAUGAGGAGGACAUCCACGACUACAAUGACCAGGACUACUCGUCCAACGACGAGAUGAGCGACAGUGAACCCAUGAUGCUGGACGACGAUGGACACACGCGGCCUCGGAAGACCAGUCGCGGCAAGGUCCGGCCCGUUACGUCAAGACAACGAAAUAUUAAGCAAAAGUUUAUUGCACUCUUGAAGAAGUUCAAGGUUUCAGAAGAUGUCUUGGACUCAGAAGCUGACCACGAUCUCAUUGACCCUGAUGCAGCGCCGGCUGACAUCGAUGACCUUUUUGAUGAGUUGGAUGACCUCAGUGACAGUGGUCCAGAACUCGACACGCUGAGUGUCAUGUCAACACCAAAGCCAAGGCUGAGACCCUUUUUUACUGUGAGCCGUUCCUCUAACUCUCAGGAUUUUGAACCACCUCGGUCUCAAGAGCCCUUGAAAUUGAGUGACGACAGUUCACCUAAUUUGACACCACCUACAUGUAAUUUGACACCACCCACUUGUAAUAUGACAAAUGUUGCAAAGAGGACUGAUGUAGAUAUAAAUGUUGAAAAAGAUGUGGAUUUAUCCGACUCUCAAACUCCGAGCGAGUCGUCGCCAAAAUUAAAAUCAGAUCUCCUCAGACCCAAGUCCCGCCGAUUUAUGCGGGAAAGGAGUACGUCGUAUCGUGAAAAAAAGACGAAAAAGGAACACAAGAGUGUUAUAAGGCGAAGCAGUUACGGUCGUGCCGACAACGCGCCACGUAAAGCUCUCCUUGAUCAGCUGAGUAAUGUCCUUGGUAAUGGAGAUGAUCGACUGCCGGACAACGUGUUUCUUGUCAAUACAGCUGAAUGGCAGGGCCAGGUUCUGGUUCAGAAGCUGCAGGACAAACAGUGGAAGAUCAUCUGCACGUGCUCAGAUGCUGACGUCAAGGCAUCCAUCAGCUUUUUUGUGAACAAAAUACAAAAAUUUUGUAACAGCAACCCGCAGAGCCCUUGUAUUAAGGUUGGAGUGGCUGGCGGUGACUGCUACAUAAACUCUGUGCUUCGCCCAUAUGUAGAGCAGUUCUCUGCCAAAUCUCCAGACUGGCAGAACUUCAUUCGAUUUCUAGUCAUUCCAUUUGGUACCAGUUGUAUUGGAAAAUGUCUUGCCGCUAUGGACAGCACCUAUGCUUCCUUGUUUUCUGAUUCCUUAUGGAAGGACACAUUCGAUAAAACAGAUCCAUCAAAACCUUCCCUUGAUUCUCAAGAAAUAGUGAAUCGUUUAUCGAAGUACUUGACUGGGGCCAGCAAUGUUUACAUGUUUCCCAUAGCAGAAGUUAUGGUAAUGUGUAAAGGAAAGUGUGCUGAUGAAGAAUCUUCCCAGAAAUUUAUACCCUUUCUUAGUGAGGUAAAGAUUGGAACACAAGAACUGACCAAUACAUCUGUUGAGUUUGACGAAGGCGCGGCCAGUCCUCCCAGUCAGGCACUGUCGAGCUCCCCACCCACCAGUACAAUCAUUCUCAAACCUGGAGACGCCCAGACUCCACCGAGCUCGCCAAACAUCAGUGCUUUAUCUCCGUCUACUAGCCAACCUUCAGGAAUAGCUGCUGGAGUGACAGGCGAGUUCCUUGACCUGCAGGUCGACUACUGGAUUGGCUCCAGCAAGUCGGAGGGUCUCGACAAGGCCAGUAAGAAGGACAGCAACAAGUGUUCGCUGAAGACGGCGUUCCGAUCGAUACACGUCUGUCGACUCUCACACAACCACGAGUGUAUCCUGCCCACAUUCACCAUGUCUGUUGUCGUACGGGAGAAGAAACAAAAGAUUAUGAGGAUAGGGAAGAAAACAAAAGAACUGGAGUCAAAGAGUCAGAUUAUUGAUGGGAUCAGCCGUCUUAUUUGUACGUCGAAAAGUCAGAAUGUAGCUCUCAAUGUUGUUAUUGAUGGCGUGGAGUGGAAGGCUGUCCGGUUUUUCCAGCUUUCUUCUCAAUGGCAGACGCAUAUAAAGAGUUUGCCUGUGGCUACCUUUGGCUUCUUCGAACCAGUAUUAUAGACGAGAAUGAUUAAUCAAUGUGAAUUUCAUUUAGGAGGCAUUUUCUUGGGAGGAUAAUGAGGAAAUGAAGAGCAUAGGGAACAAGUGAUGACCACUGACCUGAGUAAAAUGUUGUUUACGACAAUGUGUCAUGUUUGCUUAUCCACAAAGCAAAAUCUGUGGCAUUAUGACAGCAGGACCUUGGGUGUACUUUUGUUCAGUGUUCGAGUGGAUCUGCUACCAGUGAUUGACUACUAGUGACCAAGUCACAGCUGCUACUAGUGACUGAGUCAUAUCUGCUAGUAGUGACUGUCAUAUCUGCUAGCAGUGGCUGUGUCAUAUCUGCUAGUGGUGACUUUGUCAUAUAUGCUAGUGGUGACUUUGUCAUAUCUGUUAGUGGUGACCGACUCAUAUCUGCUGGUAGUGAUGAGUGACAAGCACCACUAGAAAAUGAGUCACAGCUUCCACUAGUGAUUGAGUCGCAUUUACUGCCAGUGAAAGAAGUACAGAUGGUAGCAAAGAGAAUGGGUCCAGUUCUUUUCAGAAAUAUUUUUAAUGAUGAUGGUGAACUAAACAUGUUUUCAUUAAUACUGAUGUUUGCUGUUUUGUCUAUGUGCAAUCGUAUUUACUGUAGCAGUUAGCGUAAAAUAAUUGGUAAUCUCAUCCAUUUCAUUGGGUAGUAAAUUAAUUUUACAUCUUGGGCUGAGGCUAAAGUAGUGUAUAGUAAAUAUACAUUGUUUUUCACUGGUUAAUAAACCUGUGACUUCAUAAUUAUUUUGCAUGUAAAAGAUGAUGCAAUUUGACAUUUUACAACAAAUAAGUAAAUAUAAAUUGGAUGAUGUUUGAGGAAUAUCAUGUUUAUUUUGUAUCAGGGCCAGUACAGGGAAAUUCCUUUGGCUUCAAUCAGUGCUAUCUAAAGACCUGUAUCACCUAAAAGAUACAAAGUAGUUUGAAAACCUAAUGUUUGGGAAAUUUGUCAUUCGUUUGAAUCUGAGUUGACUGUCCCAACAGCUGUUAAUUAAUUAUUGUAAACUGAUGGCGAGUGUGUUCUGUAUUGGUUAAUUACAUUCUUUUUCCGGGAUCAAAUAAAAAUAACACCUGGAAAGCUAAUGACGUAAUUAGAAAGUGUCGUCAUAAGCAGUUGGAACAGGCCAAAUUUACGGUUCAAGGGUCUACAGUUAGAUUGUAGCCAGGUAUUAUUUUUUAAGAAAUACCAAAUAUAAAGUUAGUUCCGUAGAAAAACAAUUCAGUUUCCAAUGGACAUAACCAUAUUGAGUUUUUAGAUUCGUGGGUGUUAUUAUCUAUUUGAUGCCCACAAAUGUUUCAUUUUUAACCUCAGACUAAUGCCUUCAGUCAAAAAUGACAUUUGUGGGAUCAAAUAGACAAAAACACCCACAAAUCUAAAACCUCCAUAUGGUUAUCUCCUAAUUAAUCAUGUGCUAAAUUGAAUAUUAUUUAUUAUAAAUAUUUUGUAUUUUAAGAUGGGCAUUGUUUUGGCAGAUGUUCAUUUGGGCAUUAUUAUUGCUCCAAGGUUUGACUCUUGCUAAUGAACAUUUAAAAUGAUGAUAUUGUGGGAAAUUUUUAUUAUGUUUUAAUGAUGUACUUAAAAAACAUAGUAGAACACAAAUGUAUUAUGAUUUAAUGAUGUAAAAGACGCAUGGUUGAAUAUAUUAUGAAUUUGAAAUUUUGUAUUAAUAGACUAAGUAUAAAAAUCAUCAUCGCUGUGACUAUUAUAUAAGACUAUAGGCAGAAAAAAGGAAAACUUAUUAAACAAAUAGUAUUUAUAAACAAACUUUCAAUAACUUGAAACCAGCCUUUACUGGGCAGGCUGAUUAAGGCAAUGUGAUGCUUCAAUCAGAGAAUUUUUUUUUAUCAUAUUUGUCAGAUUGGGUGAUAAUAUUUGCUGAUAACAUGUGAAUUUAAGUUAAGAAUUAGUACAAAUGAAUUAAAAUUACAAAUGAAUUAUAAUUAAUGGUUUUCGUUGCAUGUAGUUCAAGCAACAGUGUGAUGAAUUUGUAGCUACAAAAAUCAUCUACCAGUCAGCAUUUUUACCUUCAUUAAAACUGCUGACCCUAGUUUUUAACCACUGUAAAUAUUUACCACUAUUACGGCUUUUUUACCAUUAACUUACACAUUACAUAUAAUUACAACCAUGCACAAAUUAUCAAUUUCGGCAAAUUCUGUGUUUCUGGUUGUCCUGCUCGUCUGUAAUAGCUCAAAAUUAAUUUCAUGGGAAACAAAACAAAACAAAGUUCAUCCCUCGGAAACUAGGAUCAGUGGCUUUAACAGUAAAUAAAUAAAAAAAGACAGAUGUUAUACAUUUAUUCAUGACAUAAAUUACCAAUGAUCAAACCAUUUUAAUUUUGUACUGAUAAAUGUUUUAGCCAAGAUUUGUCUGUACAAAAUUGUCUUGCUUUCCAGUGAUGAAAUUUCUAGUCCCAUUGGAUCUGUGUAAAUUGCUCUAGAUUAUUAAGGUUGUGUGUUCAGUGUAUGGAUGUUUACUUUGAAUCAUUACGGGAGACGUAUUUGAGUACUAUGAAAUAUGUAUUUGAAGAUAUAUACACAUGUAGUAUACAGAUGUAAUUAUUAUAAGUUAUGUACAUAAUUGUACUAGGUUGUUAGAACUGCAUUUGCUCUCAUAACAUAGUUAUACAUUCCAGUUUGCAUCUCAUGUUACACGCCCAGUUCAGUAGGUUUUCACCUCUACUCAGUGUUCUUAGACAAUUGGUUAUAUAUCAUUUUGCUCAAAUCAAGAUGUCUUUCUUAUGCUUAGGUAUUUUCUUAAUUUAUAAUAAAUAUAUAGAUUUAGUUGUGUUUCUAGAUCUGAAGUACUUUCAUUAGGCACAUGCUGCCAGUUUAGAUUCCUACCCAGCUACAACUUUUUGCAGUUGAGACUAUUGGCUGUAGCUAACACAGUGGUAAUAACCUUUUUGUUAAAUAAUAAAAUCACUUUGUGUGGGAUAUUUUAGUCAUUUUAUGUACAGUAUGAUAAUAGAUUAUAGCUGAAAGUUAGCUACAUACUUAAAAGAAUAGAAACCCUCACCUCUUCUGUUUAUUUAAUCUCUUAAUAUUACAGAAAAGAAAGUUAAUUAGCAUAACUUUUAUUGUCUGCGCUGUUUAAUAAUUUAUACUACUGAUACUCUAAAGAAGUUACGGGUCAAGUGAUUUGUUAAUCCUUAUAUUUUUAUUGAUAUUAGCACCAUAGGUGUGAGAUGGCUUAUAAAACUGAAUCUGAAAGAAGCAUAGGUUCUUAAGGAUGAGUCUUGAUCACUAAGUUGUCUUACGGAAGUUCAAAGUCGAAUGCAUUUAUCACUUCCAAUUGAUCAGCAUUUUCUCCUAAAAUUUGGCGAAUUUAAACUGACAUUAAAGGUUAAAAAAUGUAUUGUACCACUACAAACAUCAUGCACGUUUUGCAUGCGUAAACCAUGCAGUUUCACAAUAGUUUUCACGUUAUCAAUUGUAUGCGACCAUGGUGUGACAGAUGUGGUCAAACCCAUAAUGGACAUGUGUUACUUUCAUUUUCAUAUCUCAUCACAUUCGUAUACUAAAGCUUGCUUCUGUGUUGCCAUAGGGAACUUGGCUGAUUUCAUUUGUGGCCAAGUUUGGUUAUUUUUUAAAACAUUUGACCUUUAACUCUUUUUUGAGUACCGUAGUAUUUAUAUUAUAGUGAGGACCAUUAAAAUAAUAUGUUCCAUUAAGAUUGAAAGACAUUCGAAGAUGUGAGCAUAUUUCAGUUUGGUCAUAAUUUCCUGAAAGUUCUUUUGAACACAGUAUGCAGUCUGUGAGUUAAAAUUAAGAGUCCAAGUCCAUAUAUUAGAAUAGUUUACAAGUAAAGAUCCAAAUGUUAUACUUUUAGUAUAUUUCUGUAUUUGCUACUAUGUGCAUUUAUAUAUUUGAGGUCGAAUAAUAGUUGAUUCAUGUUUUAUUAUGGAUUAUAGACAACCAAAAGAUUAAAUAAAGUAGACAGGUCUAGGUGAACUUUCAUCUGCAAAUAAUCUACAAAAUGGAUCAAUUAAAUUUCAUCUGUAAAUUGUUCCAUUUCAUUUAUAUUUUUAAUCAGAACAUUUCAGUUGAGUGGAGGUGGGAUGUAUUUUGGUACUGUUCAUAAAUCAGCCAAGGCUUUUUCAAAUUCAUCAAACUGCUGAAACAUUUCAAGACUAGCUUAUGACUGGUUGGAUGAAAGGUCACCUGGACAUAACCAUGUAUCAGAAUACAUCAGACAUUAACAUAAUUAAGAGUACCAUAAGUGAAUUUAUUUUUAGAAUCAAUUACCGGUACAGUUGGAUUGAUUUGUUAUUAUUACCAAAAGGAUUUAUGUUGUCGAAUUAAUUUGGCCAAAAUAUUAAUUAUUGUCACUGCAGAUUAUGUGCAACUUUCGAUGUGUUGAUAAAUUGGACAUUCUUUAUUUAUGUCAAGAUUUGCAAACCAUUUAGUGCUUCGGUUUAAAUGCUAGUUGUUACCAAAGACAUGCUGGGCUAAGGUUUUGAUUGUGCAAGAUUUUGUUUGUAAAUCAAGAGUUGGUGCUAUUUGUGGAAUAGUUGGCAUUGUACAAUCACUAGUUCUCAAGAUGGGGAGGGGUGGGCUUAUCUUCUACAACACCAGUGCAUUUCAGCUCCAUUGUACAAUGAUGGAAUGACAUAAUUAUUUUAGUUUUUUGUAUUCUAGUGUUUUGUCGUAUGCACACAUACUAACAAAUGUUUGUCAGCCAUGUAUAAUAAUCAUGUUUAUUUCCAAAUAUAUACUGUAUGAAAGUCCCAAAUUGGGUCAUGUAAAGAAGCAUGUUCAAUAUUUCUGUUACAGCUAUUAAAUGUGUUUUUAAACAUUCUUAUUUAUGGUAGUUAUUAAAUGGUUAUACGUAACUAAACCAUUAAAUAUUAAAAUAAAAUAUAAUAGGAUCUCAUUUUCCCGACGAAGGCAGCUUAUCUGCUGCCAAAAUGUCGGACAUUAAUUGUAACAGAAAUAUUGAACAUGUUUACUUCCAAAUAGUUUUAUUGUAUUUUUCCCCACAUCUGUACUUCCAUAGGAAAUUAUUAUUGUAUCUCAAACAUUGUUGUUGCAGCUAUUAGUAGUCUGUCUAUAGAAGCUACUGCAUUUUUCUCAUCUUUAGAACAGCAGUUAUGCUUGUUUUGUUAACACAUACAUGAAUAUGGAGACUGUGUUUUCAGCAAGUGCAUGUGCAAAAGGAUGGAUAUGUUUGUGAGAGAUACCUUUUGAAAUCUGACCCAGUCAGGGAGUCUUGCUGAGUUAAAUAUCAGUCGACUGGUGUUUAACAACUGUAUAUCCUGAAAAAUGUUUGUUAAAUUCAAUAUUUAAUAUGUAAUUUGAUUUAGUCUUCCAGAUGUUAGAAAUUGUGUGAUCAGUAUGUCAAAAGUUAAUCAUUGUAUUACUACAUUUCACAUUCUAACUUAUCAUGUCUCUUCAUGACCUUCACAAAACAUAAUGCCUCUGUUGUCAGCCAUCCAUAAGGACAGUUAGGGUCUUGUUCCUAAACCUUAGUGGCAGUGUAUGGACUCAGUCUUGUAAGCAUUUUGCGAGGUGUUAAAGUUGGAUCUCUCGAGCUUAAAUGUGAAUCCUAAUCAUAUUGAGUUUUAUAAAUAUGGCCUUUGAUGGCCUAGUAAAUGAUCUGAAUAUUAUACUGGCUUCAGUUGACAACAUUUGUAAUCGUCUCUUCCCAUAGUAACUAAUUUUUCUACAACUUACAAAGGCUUCCUAUUGCUUUGUAGUCCUUUCUAAUCAUUUCACUUUAUCAGUAAUUCCGAUUUGGUUCAAUUUACUUUCUGGAAUGUAUAUAUCACAGGACAUUUCUUGACAGCUACAACAUAAGUCAGAACACAUGGCGAAGUAUAGCUGUAUCUAAAUGUGUUUAAUGUCAUUGUUAACCUGUCAAUACAGUACAUUACACUGCUUGCCAUACACUUAUUUUUAGGAAGUAAUAUCAAGCAUAAGCAUUUAAAAUGAAUUCUACUUCACCGAAAUUCACACAAAAUGAAAUAGUUAUAAAUCAGAUUAGUAGUUGAUUGCAGUAGAAAUCUGGUGGGUAGUUUUGUUUAUUCUUUAAAUACAAAGCAGAUGUUGCUGGUCACUCUACUUGUUGUUUGUAAAAAGACAAACUUACGAAAUGACUUUGUACAUUUUUGUUCUUCUGUAUUUAUUCUUUCAUGGAUUGUAUUGUAUAAUUGUAUAAUAUGAAUUAUACAGGUAGCUGUUUUAUAGUUUAAGGACAGCUUGUUACAAAGGUUUUCUGAAAAUGAGCCAAUAGUAAAAGAGGUUGGGAGUGAGUAUAUGUUUUACAUGUAUACAAUGCACCUGCAAUUUUAAUUUUUUAACCAGAAUAUAACCACGGAUUAUGCAUUAGAAGCUUUUAAUUAAAAAUGUUAGAUUUUUGUUUAUGCAUAGUCUUAUCUUAAUUCAUUGCAGGAGAAUUAAAGAGAAAAAAAAGUGACCUAUAAGGGAAUUGAAGGGAAAAGUGACAUAUGGGUGAUAAAAUUAAGGGUACAUUAGAAAAAAAUAGACAAGAAAUUGUACACAGAUGGGGAAAAUUAACGACUUUGUACUUGGCAGCAUGUAAUCAUAUAGAUUUUAGUGUUACCAUGUUGUGCAAACGUUUCAGUUUAUGCUGGGAAAUGCGUUUAGCAUCAUGUUGUAUAUUUUGUUACUAGCUAUAGGAAUAUCCAACCCAUGACAUCUAGUAAUAGUAUGAUACACAGAAUUCAUUUUAAUUUUCCAAGAUGGAAGUUAUGUUGUUAAAUAUAUGUACCAACUCCAUGCUUAUUGUAAAUAUGACUAAGGACAGUCCCAAUUGUACAUGUAGAAAUCCUGGGCUUAUUUUGAGGAAACCUUGGUAGCUUCGAACUGGUUUUGUGCAAAUGCUGUUAUUUUGUUGUUUUUGUUUUGGAGAAUUUUAUUUUGUUUUUAAGCUACUUGGAUUUACGUGUAUGUGUAUGCUUUGUUGUCUUGGCUGUGGCCAAGGAUAAUUUUAAUGUUGAUUUCAUGGGUCCAUGGGUUUUGUUGUUCAUAUUUUUGGUAUGAAGUGUUUCCAGGGUCUGUGCUUAUAAAACUUUAGAAUUUAGACUCCAAUCUUUAAUGCCAUCACAAGCAUGCAUGAUGUUAAAGUCUUAAAAGUCUUCAGUAUAGACUUUACGGGCAAAAUUGACGAAGCCUGGUUUUCUUAAACAGGGAUUUAAGCCUUGUAAAUGUCUAUAGUUACACACGUGUAAGACAUAAACAGGCUUUGUAAAUUCGGCCCUAAUAAUUUUGAAAGCAUGGAGGUAGAUGACUACAAAAUGAAUUUGGCUGGACUGUUAUUAAACUUCAGGGCUAGCUCUGGCACUCCCCAAAUUCGCCAGUUGCAAAUAUUAAAAGACAUUUUCUAAUUUUAUUUUAAUUUGGCAAAAAAAUUACAUUUUUUUACAGAAUAUAUUAGCAUUUCUGCUAUUUUUGAAAUUUAAUAGAUAAUUUGGCGAAAUUUUCUUCUCACCCAGAAAUUUUCUUUUCACCAAAUUAAAAUAGAUUGUUGUACAUAUUAAAGGCUGACAGUCAGAAAUGGUUAUGUCCAAUCAAAAUUUUUAAAAAUAAUACACCCCCCCCCCCCCCCAGUUUAAUCAUUUAAUGUUUUAAAAAGUCAGAAAAAAGCAAAAAAGCAAUUGUAUUUAAUUAUUCAAAUUUUAAAUUCCUUUGCCUCACUACUUGUUCACCCACAUACCCGUAGCCCUUUAAUAAACAAAUAAAAUAAAAUAAAAUAAUGAUAAUUUUUAAAAUUUAUUUUUCAUAAAAAAAAAAAAAAAACCCCAGGAAAAAAGCUAAGCAAUGCACUACUCUCAUGUUGUAAUUAAACUGGACAUAACUAGUUCAGGUUGUCAACCAUCAGUAUGAAAUGUUUGGGUUUUCUUUUUCCUUCAACAAAAGUUUUGUGGUCUAAAACAAUUAUAACAGUUGAUUACUUUACAGUAACAUUUAGCAGUGGUAUUUGACUGUUGCUAAUAAACCAUUUGUGCGUGUUUAUGUAAUACUAAUACAUGUGUAACUUAUUUUUCUGACAUUUUUUAAGGGCUGUUCCAAAAAUAAUUACUAAUACAUUGGGGACAAAAUGUUUUUGCCAUAUCCCAUCAUCCAUAAAAUAAUGUAAUUUGGCUUUAUUAAAAUGUUCAGCAAUUAAAAAGACUGGAAUGGUUUACAUUCUCUCUCUCAUAUAUCCUCUCACAUGAUUAUUCCAGUUUUAGCCAUGUAACAUGUCUUUGUAACCAACCAGCAUUGGUAAUUCAGCAUGAUGCUACAUAUGGGGUGAUGCUUGGUUUAUGGAAUACCAUCACUGGUGGUGUAGUGAUUAGGCUGUCUGUAUUAAGAUUAGGAGGUGCUGAGUUCGCAUCCCAGUAAUGGCUGCAAUCCAGAGCAAGUUUUAAUAGCUCAUUGGGGAGAUUUAAGGCCUUUACCACGACUUCUUUUAGCUAACACCUGACAGGUGAGGUGUGUAUGUGUGUGUCCAAAAUAGCAUGCAUGAACCUUAAAUGGAUAAAAGCACACACAAAAAAACUUUUAACAAAAAUCAUAUACAGUAUAUGGAAUAUUUGAUGUGUAUUGAAAAUAAUCUGUUGUGUGUGUACGUUUUUGUAGGUUUUAAUAGACCUGAAUACCACAGCUGCAAGAAACUUUGCUGCAUUUCAUUAGCAUUAUACUACAAAUGUAUAGAUUUUAUCAUUUCCUUUUUAUAGUUUUUAUUCAUUUUACUCUGGAUUGGAAACGUUUUUGUUAUUCGUCUUUCAUUCAUUUAUCCAAGGGAGUCAUUUGAUUAAAAAAAUUAAAUCUACAAUUGUAGAAAAAUUAGCUAACACAUCCUGUAGUACUACGUACUAUUUUCUAAAACAUACCUGUGAGAAACUUUUUUUUCUACUUAUCUUUUCUCUGUGUUCAGUGGUUAACCAUGACUAGUAUUGGGUAUAAAGAAACAAUCAUAUGGGGACGGAUUUACAAAGCCUGUUUUUUUUAAACGCAUGUAUGCAUAAGUCCUAAACAGGCUUUGUAAAUUCGGUCCAUGGAGUACAGGUACAUGUAACAAGAUACAUUUUCUCUUCUUCUCUAUAAAUGUGUCAACAUUAAUUUUAUACAUGUCAUAUUGGAUACAUGUCAUAUUGGCUUUUUCAGACAAUAAAAGGAGCUUGCGUAUCUAA
Molecule: messenger RNA, 11741 nt
Organism: Gigantopelta aegis
Lineage: Eukaryota; Metazoa; Mollusca; Gastropoda; Neomphalida; Peltospiridae
Product: phosphofurin acidic cluster sorting protein 2-like
Exons: 22
Coding region: 1-2598 (865 amino acids)
Biological process (GO): protein localization to plasma membrane
Source: RefSeq, a predicted model, not a curated record